AUGGGGAACCCCAAAACAAUCCAGAGGCUCAAAGACCUGAACAAACAAUGUUCCCCUGAUGUUAUUUUCUUAUCUGAAACGAAAAACCCAGAUGAUUUCGUCGCUAAAGAACUAAAGGACCUGAAUCUCGAUGAGCAGUUCUUGUUCUCUCCCCUCACUCCGGCUUCAGGAGGUCUAGCUCUGCUGUGGAAAAAAGAUGUUGCAGUCGAUAUCCUGAUAGAUAAUCAAAACUACAUUGAUACCUAUAUCUCUUUUAAAGGGAAGAGCUUCCACAGUACCUUUGUUUAUGGAGAGCCCGACAUCUCAAAGCGUCUGCCUGUUUGGAAUUCUCUAAGCAACAUAGCGGCCAUCAGAGACUCUCCCUGGUUUCUCACCGGUGAUUUCAACGAGAUUACUUCAAACGCUGAGAAGUCAGGAGGUGUGGAAAGACCCGAAAGCUCCUUCAGCAACUUUCGAUCCUUCCUGUCUGCCAGUGAUUUGUUCGACCUCAAGCACACAGGGAACUUCCUCUCGUGGAGGGGACAGAGGGGCACACACCUUGUCCACUGUCGACUGGACAGAGCAAUGGCCAAUAGCUCAUGGUCAGAUGUCUUCCCAAACGCUCGCUCCCACUACCUACAACUUGAAGCAUCGGAUCAUAGACCUCUACUCUCUACCUUUGAUUCCAAGAAGAAGCACUCCUCAAAGAUCUUUCGGAAGGUGAUCUUGGAAACGAAGGCAGGUCUAGAUUCUGCGCUAUCAGCCAGCGUCUCAGAUGAUAAUCUUAUCGCUCAACUGCAUCUACAGCUACUCAAGGCCUACACAGCUGAGGAGGAAUUUUGGCGCCAACGAAGUCGGCUUCUCUGGCUUGCCCUGGGGGAUAAGAACACAAGUUUUUUCCACGCAUCAACAAAAGGAAGGAGAGCAAGAAACAUGAUCUCAGUUAUAGAAAACGAUCAAGGACUACCUGUUUUUGAGGAUGACCAGAUUGCUGCAGCUAUUGGAAACUACUUCUCUGAAAUUUUUACUUCCUCUGGCAACUCUGCAGUCGACGUAGUGGACAAAGCAAUCAAAUCGUGCAUCACUUCUACCACAAAUGCAACGCUAGUGCAAACCCCCUCUCCAUCAGAAAUCAAAGAGGCCGUCUUCGCUAUUCACCCCGACAAAGCUCCUGGACCAGACGGCUUCUCUGCAAGCUUUUUCCAAUCCAACUGGGAGGUGGUGGGUCCUGCCAUUAUAAAAGAAGUUCAGACUUUUUUCACCGAAGGACUACUCCCUAGAACAAUCAACUCUACGCAUAUCAGGCUAAUACCGAAGAUUCAAAGCCCUAAAGCAGUGUCAGACUACAGGCCAAUAGCCCUUUGCAAUGUAUACUAUAAGGUCAUUUCGAAACUUCUCUCCCUAAGACUCAAACCAAUCCUACAAGAAGUAAUUUCGGAGAAUCAAUCUGCUUUCGUACCUGGACGUGUUAUUACCGAUAACGUGCUGAUAACGCACGAAAUGCUACAUUAUUUGAAGAUCUCCGGGGCAGUCAAGCACUGCUCAAUGGCAGUAAAGACAGAUGUUAGUAAAGCCUAUGAUAGGCUCGAAUGGCCUUUCAUCAAAUAUGUUUUCGAGCGUAUGGGUUUCAGUAGUACCUUUGUGGGAUGGGUUAUGGAGUGUAUCACAACAGUCUCUUACUCCUUCCUCCUUAAUGAUGAAGCUGUUGGGAGUGUUGAGCCACAGAGAGGAAUCAGGCAGGGCGACCCAAUGUCACCAUACAUCUUCAUUCUGUGUGGUGAAGUUCUUUUUGGUCUCUGCAUAAGAGCACAAGAAGAGGGAUCAUUGCCAGGACUAAGAGUUGCUCGCAACAGUCCCAAAAUCAAUCACCUGUUGUUCGCGGAUGACACGAUGAUCUUCACCAAGACUGAUAGCCAUGUGUGUUCCAGUUUGGUUGAAAUCCUGCAAAUCUACGAGGCAGCUUCUGGUCAGAAAAUCAACACCUUGAAGUCUUUAAUCUCUUUCUCUAGCAAAACUCCUGCAGACAUACGGAGUAGAGUCAAAGCACAACUUGGAAUCGAGAAAGAAGGGGGAGUGGGCAAAUACCUUGGGCUUCCAGAACACUUUGGGCGCAAGAAGAAGGACCUCUUCUCCUCAAUUGUAGACAGGAUGAAGCAGCGAGCUUUGAACUGGUCCACACAAUUCUUGUCAACAGCAGGCAAAGCAGUGAUGAUACAAUCAGUCCUAUCCGCUGUACCUUCUUUCGCGAUAACAGCGUUUGAACUGCCUAUCAGCCUCUGUAAGAGAAUCCAAUCUGUCUUAACCAGGUUCUGGUGGGACAAAGAGGAUGGUGCCAAGAAAAUCUGUUGGAUCUCCUGGGACAAGAUGACACAACCAAAAGACAUGGGUGGAUUAGGUUUUCGCGAUAUACAAACUUUUAACCAUGCUCUACUAGCAAAGAUAGGUUGGAAAAUCCUUACCAAUCCGGACUGUCUGCUGGCGAAAGUACUAUUGGGCAAGUACUGCCACAAGACCUCAUUUCUAAAGACACAGGCGACAGCCUCCAUCUCCCACGGCUGGAGAGGGAUACUCCGUGGGAGAGACCUCCUCUUAACCCAUCUAGGAAAGGCAAUAGGAAACGGAGAGCCAACAUCUGUAUGGGACGAUUCAUGGGUUCAACCGGAAGCAAACCUCAAACCUUUUGGUCCUGUGCUCCAACGUGACAGAGACCUAAUGGUAUCGGAUCUACUUACAAGAGAAACUAGAGAGUGGAAUGUGAGUCUUGUGGAGAAUCUCCUCCCAGAGCUAAAAGAACUCAUCUUUAAGCUUCGUCCUAGCGUCCUAGGGAAGCAGGACUCCUUCAUUUGGCCCCUGCAGAAAUCAGGUUGCUACACCGUCAAGUCAGGAUACUACUCCACGUUCAUCACCAAGGCUCCAACUACAACUAUAAUACAAGGAGAUAACGAGAAGAGGUGGAAGAAGCUUAUCUGGUCUCGUCACAUGUCACCAAAAAUGAAGUUCUUCCUCUGGAAAGUGGGAUCAAAUGCUUUGCCUACAGGUGAAAACCUGCGUCGACGAGGUCUGCUAGCAAAUACUACUUGUAUACGAUGCGGAGAGACAGAAAGUAUCGAGCACAUCCUCUUCCAUUGCAACUUCGCAACUGAGGUAUGGAGUCUCUGCCCCUGGGAGACACCACUCGAUACAACUACGAUCUCCUCCUCCUUUGUUAAGCUGGAAGAAUCUUGGAAUAGACACCCGCUGCCACCAUACGGGUUCACUGGCAACGCCUUCCCGUGGAUAUGUUGGUUUCUCUGGAUCUCCAGGAACCAGCUCGUCUUUGAGAAUCGCCACCAAUCACCGAAGGAUACUAUGCUUCGAGCGAUCCUAGCUCUCAAGGAAUGGGAAGCCGCCCAACCACCGCGCCCAAAAGCCCCCAUUUCGGGACUAAUCAACGGCAACCAAAGGAACCCCGAUCCAGUUGAGAUCUUCUGUAACACCGACGCAUCCUGGAGCCCGAUGUCAAAGGAGGCUGGCCUAGCUUGGAUCUUCAUGGAUGCCUCAGCAAGAGAGAUAUCCCGCGACUCCUCAAAGCAAUCGUCAGUCUCCUCACCUUGCAUGGGAGAAGCUCUGGCAAUCAGAGAAGCUCUACUCCACGCAGCUUCUCGAAACUACACCUCUAUCUGUCUUCGCACAGAUUCACAAGUGCUUGUCCAAGCAAUCAACUCUCGCCGGCGCACGACGGAGCUCUACGGAGUUCUCUCCGACAUCGACGACCUAUCUUUUUCUAUCUCUUCACCGUUUGUUUCCUGUCGUUUCAUCUUUGUUCCAAGGGCCAGUAAUGGGCUUGCCGAUGGUUUGGCUAAGGCCUGCCUCGCAACCCAUGUAGUUGCUGACCCAAACUCUAUUUAA
Raphanus sativus (radish) is the source of this 3867-nucleotide messenger RNA. RefSeq lists its product as uncharacterized. The transcript has 2 exons. Lineage: Eukaryota; Viridiplantae; Streptophyta; Magnoliopsida; Brassicales; Brassicaceae. Bases 1 to 3867 code for a protein of 1288 amino acids. The record is from RefSeq and is a predicted model, not a curated record. Gene Ontology annotation, molecular function: RNA-DNA hybrid ribonuclease activity; nucleic acid binding.